Messenger RNA from Lates calcarifer (barramundi perch), 2694 nucleotides. It is a transcript of the gene dars2, whose product is annotated as aspartyl-tRNA synthetase 2, mitochondrial. The record is from RefSeq and is a predicted model, not a curated record. The transcript has 17 exons. Gene Ontology annotation, cellular component: cytoplasm; mitochondrion. Lineage: Eukaryota; Metazoa; Chordata; Actinopteri; Centropomidae. Gene Ontology annotation, molecular function: ATP binding; aspartate-tRNA ligase activity; nucleic acid binding. The coding region runs from base 295 to 2286 and encodes 663 amino acids. Gene Ontology annotation, biological process: aspartyl-tRNA aminoacylation.
UGACUCCUACACGAAUGGAUGAGCGCUGAGCUAAUGUGUAAUGCUACACAAGAGUCUGAUCCACAUGAGCAGAGAGUCGUGAAAACCGGUCAGAGCGAUUGAAAACGCGGAACCAAGACCAGAUAAAGUGAGAGCGGAGGUUAGUGUGGACCUGGUUCCCGGUGUCAGCCCACUCCUGUUGAGUAAUGGUGUCAUUACUGUAAGAGCCUCUCCACAGCAGCCCCCGUCUCUCUGUGAGGAGGACUCCUGUCAUUAACACAGCGGAACACCCUGACUCCAGCCCGCUGAGUAAGAAUGGCAACAAAAAGCAGGUUUCUGCUGCUCAGGCUGCUGAGUGAACUCAGAGCUCACGCUGGCUGGUACCGGAGCUCAGCUUCGACCUCAAGUCAAGGGCGCGUGUUAUGGAGACCUCACCUUAGACACCUGAGCUGCUCACACACACUCUACAAGUCUCCCUCUCCCAGCACAGGUCCCAGCAGUUUGUCGUUCAGGAGUCACACCUGUGGAGAACUGAGAUCAGAUCAUGUGGGACACACAGUCACUCUGUGUGGUUGGGUCCAGUACCUCAGAAAUGACCUGUUUGUCAUCCUGAGAGAUUUCAGUGGCUUAACACAAAUUUUAAUUCCUCAAGAAGAAUCUGCAGGUCAUUUGAAAGCAGUGCUGUGUGAUCUCACAGCUGAGUCUGUCAUCAAGGUCACAGGAACUGUCAGACAACGACCAGCGGGACAGGAGAACAAGGGGAUGCCAACAGGAGACAUAGAAGUCCUUGCUGAGAAUGUGGAGGUUUUCAAUGUUUCCCGCAAACUGCCUUUUGAGAUUAAAGACUUUGUCAAAAAAUCCGAGUCUUUGCGGAUGCAGUAUCGCUACCUGGACCUGAGGUCCUCUCACAUGCAGAGGAACCUCAGACUGAGAUCUGAGCUGGUGAUGAGGAUGAGAGAAUUCCUCUGUAAUGUACACGGCUUUGUUGAUGUGGAAACUCCUACUUUGUUCAAAAGAACACCAGGGGGAGCCAAAGAGUUUGUGGUUCCGUCCAGAGAGCCGGGCCGGUUCUACUCCCUGCCUCAGAGUCCACAGCAGUUUAAACAGCUUCUCAUGGUGGCAGGUGUAGACAGGUACUUCCAGAUAGCUCGGUGCUACAGAGAUGAAGGCUCCAAACCAGACCGGCAGCCUGAAUUCACCCAGGUGGACCUGGAGAUGUCUUUUGUGGACCAGACAGGUAUCAUGUCCAUAGUGGAGGGUCUGUUACAGUACUCCUGGCCUGCAGAGAAAGGUCCGAUUAAGGUUCCUUUCCGCACCAUGACGCAUGAAGAGGCCAUGAGGGACUACGGUGUGGACAAACCUGACACCAGAUUCAGUAUGAAGCUGAUCGACCUCAGUGAGGUUUUCUUAUCCACGGAAGUUGAGUUCCUCAGAUCAGCUCUCAGCCAUCCAGGAGGCUGCGUUCAGGCCGUCUGUGUCCCCGGUGGAGCGAAACUUUUCACUGGGAAAGAUUUGGAGGAAGUGAAACAAACAGCCAGGACUCAGUUUGGACAGGAGCUGAGCUUGGUGCUGGUCAGAGCAGACGGGACAUUGAAGUCUCCCCUGAAAAAGCUGCUGUCUGUCUCUUCCACAGAGGCGCUGCUGAACAGGACUGGAGCCAAACCUGGAGACCUGCUGCUGAUGGCUGCAGGCUCCCUCCACACUGUGCGCCCGUUGCUGGGUAGUCUUCGCCUGCAGUGUGCGGAUGUCCUUGAGUCUCACGGCGUGUCACUGCGAGAACCUUCAGUCUUCCACUUCUUGUGGGUUGUGGAUUUCCCUCUGUUCUUGCCCAAAGAAGAUGAGCCGGAGCAGCUGGAGUCAGCCCAUCAUCCAUUCACUGCUCCACUCCCAGAGGACACACACUUACUCUACACAGAGCCACACAAGGUACGUGGUCAGCACUAUGACCUGGUGUUGAACGGCUGUGAGAUCGGAGGAGGAUCCAUCCGUAUCCACAGAGCCUCAGAGCAGCUUCAUGUCCUGAAGAACAUCCUCAGGGAGGAUCCCAGUCUCCUCUCUCACCUGCUGGAGGCUCUGGACUCAGGAGCGCCACCACAUGGAGGCAUUGCAUUGGGUUUGGACCGGCUGGUUUCCAUCAUGGUCGGGGCUUCCAGCAUUCGUGACGUCAUCGCCUUCCCCAAGUCAUUCCGGGGUCAUGACAUUAUGAGCUGCGCCCCUGACUUGGUAUCUGAGGAGGAGCUGAAGUCUUACCACAUCUCUGUCAGAUGGCCCACAGAGCAAGGAGGAGGAGGAGAAGAGGGGAAGUGAGGAGAUUCAGAUGGAAGAGAUAAAGAGACAUCAGAGGAGGGGGGGUGAUGCUUCCCCAGAUCUCUGUAACCCUGACAACAGAGGAAAGAGGAUGAACACAACAAGGACAACGAGCAGUCUAUGACAAACUCAGAGGUCCGCCAGAGACAAGGAGGCGGAGAGAGGAUGAUGAGGAGGAGGUGCCGUGGCUGAGUCUCAGUUCUGUUACUUUAAACAGAAGAGAAAAGUCAGAAACAGUCAUAGCCAUAACCACGAAGAAAAGACUUUCCCUUCCUUGAAUAGGCAGGGCUGCAACUCUACUGACUCUACAGAGCUCAGUGUUUUGUAUUUUUCUCACAUUCUGGUCCAAAUGUUCCAUGUUCCACCUUGACAAGAAUAAAACUCCAGGGAAACACUUCAAACCUGUAA